Sesamum indicum (sesame) is the source of this 1339-nucleotide messenger RNA. RefSeq names its product autophagy-related protein 18a. Gene Ontology annotation, molecular function: protein binding. NCBI's taxonomy places the organism in Eukaryota, Viridiplantae, Streptophyta, Magnoliopsida, Lamiales, Pedaliaceae. The record is from RefSeq and is a predicted model, not a curated record.
UUGCAUGGUGUUCAACUUCAGAAUAUGACUAUGAACUUCCUUCUCCUUCUCCAUUCCAUUUCCAAAUCUCUUGUCAUCCAAAUUUCCCUCUCCAAUACUACUUCCCCGUAUAAGUCUUUUCCUACACCUCAGCCUCCCGCCUCCGUCCCACUCCUCUUCCACCGCUGAUAUACUUGUCUUGUCCUCUCCCACUUCCGCAAUGGCUUCACCGCCAACCGCCGCCGGCCCCACCAUCCGAAAUCCAGGGAACCCUGACGCCACCCCGCCACCAUCCAUCCUGCACCUUUCUUUCAACCAGGAAGGAGGCAGCUUUGCCGUCGGCACCACCAACGGCUUCAUGAUAUUCAACACCAGCCCUUUUGUACAAAUCAUUCGCCAAGACUUCUCCAAGAAUGACCAAGGUGGUGGCGUUGGUGUUGUGCAGAGGAUCUUCAGCACCAACGUAUUCGCCGUAGUCGGCGGAGGGGUCGGCCCAGAACUCAGCCGCAAUAAAAUCAUGAUUUGGGAUGAUCUUAUGAGAAAAUUCACUGGGGAGCUCUAUUUCCGUUCCGAAGUGAAGAGCGUUCGCCUCAGGUGGGACCGCAUUGUUGCGGUGACGAUGCAGAAGGUGCACGUUUUCGAUCGAACGGACUUGCGAUUGUUGCAUCAGAUAGAGACGGCGCCCAAUCCGAAGGGGUUGUGUGAAGUUGCCCUGUCGGGGCAGAUGGUUCUCGUUUGCUUGGGAUCGGAUAAGGGGGAGGUGAGGGUGGAGCACUACGGGUUAAGUAGGAGUAGGCUGAUAAAGGCCCACGAUUCGGAUGUUGCUUGUGUUGCUUUGUCGAAUGACGGGAGGCUGCUGGCAACAGCGAGCACGAAGGGGACGUUGGUUAGGGUGUUCGACAUAUCAGACGGAAGGCUGCUUCAGGAGUUGAGAAGGGGUUCUGAAAGAGCAGAGAUUCACAGCCUUUCUUUCUCCUCUGAUGCCGAGUGGCUGGUUGCCUCAAGCAAUAAAGGAACCGUCCAUGUUUUCAGCUUAAACACGGGCUCAAGAUCCACCGGAACCGAUGGAUCACAGGAAGCAGAACAAAGUAGUAGUCCUGUUUCGCGUCUUUCCUCCUUCAAAGGUAUUCUGCCCAAGUACUUCAGUUCCGAGUGGUCGGUGGCUCGGUUUCGUGUACCAGACGAUAUACAACACGUCGUCGCAUUUGGCCAGCAACAGAACACAGUUCUCAUUAUCGGCACCAAUGGCAUAUUCUACAGAUGCAAGUUUGAUCCAAUUGCUGGUGGGGAGAUGACACAAAUGGAAUGCCACAACUUCCUUCACCCAGAACUCAACUCCUGAGUACACUUCAGCUUAGCA